UUUUGCAAUCGAAACAUCAUCGGUGGAGGAGCGCCGGCCUCGGCACAGUUACAGCGAAUCGCGGGAAAGCAGGAGUUGACAAUGGAACUCUGGGCGCUGGCUUGCGCUGCUUUGGCAACAGCCUUAGUGGCGUACUCGCAAGGACCGCCUGAAGACGAAAUUCUCUUCCUUCCGGGUCUGGCUGAACAGCCUAACUUCAAGCACUACUCGGGAUUUUUGAAUGCGGGAGCGACGAGAAAAAUGUUCUACUGGUUCGUGGCGAGCCAAGGGACGCCCGAGAAGGACCCUCUCCUGCUGUGGCUGGACGCUGGUCCGGGAUGCAGCGCCAUGGUCAGCAUGUUCAAAGAACACGGUCCGUUUCGUGUCGCCGACGGAGGAAAAAGUCUCGUCGCGAACCCGUACAGCUGGAACAAGCUUGCCAACGUGCUGUACUUGGAGGCGCCCGCAUCUGUCGGCUUCUCCUACGACCUCGUGCGCAACUACACAAGCAACGAUGACUCCACUGUUGACGACAUACAAGGGGCCCUCGAAGAUUUCUUCAAUAAGUUCGGCAGCUUGAAGGCGAACGAUUUCUACCUCUCUGGCAAGGGAAGCGCUGCCACCUACGUCGCCAUGUUGGCAUCCCGCCUGCUCAAAGAUCACAAGGGAAUCAAGCUGAAGGGAUACGCCAUCGGAAACGGGGCGCUUGACUUUCGCUCUAAUGGGAACUCCCUCCUCCUAUUCGGGCAGUACCAUGGUAUACUGGACACACAGUUGUGGAGCCAGCUGUUGUCUUCGUGCUGCAACGGCAGCGCCUCUGAAGAUACAUGCAGCUUCGUCGAGCCGCCUUUCAUAUCUGUGGAUUGCGCCACUGCAGUGGAGGUCGCGGCACACUUGAUCAUAGAGAGAGGCCUCAACAGUUACGACCUUUAUGACACAUGCGUCGGGUUUCAUCCUAACCUUGACAGAGAGUUGAGCGUCGAACGUGAAAGGCGAGACUUGGGGAUGAUAACGCCGCAUCACAGGGCUCGGCAGCUCAUGCUGCGAAGCCUCAACGUGAAAGAACCGGCAAACCUCAACUCAAACCCACCAUGCGUGACUUUCGACGACGUGGCCACCUAUCUGAAUCAACCUCAGGUGCGCAAAGCUUUGCAUAACGCAGAUUCACCGAUGCUCUGGACACCGUGCAGCGACCAUCUGCUUUACGCUACACAGUACAUCACACUGCGAGACGUCGUCAAAGAGCUUGUAGACUCGAAACAAUUGAAGUCGUUGUUCUACAACGGAGACACGGACUUGACUUGCAAUGUUGUCGGCAACCAAAUUUUCGUCGAUAGCCUUGGUUACGAGGUUCUUUCCGAAUACAAGCCUUGGAAACUUGGCGACCAAGUAGCAGGGUAUUACCAGACCUACGAAGGAAACGUCACCUUCGUGACAAUCAAGGGGGCCGGCCACCUCGCUGCACAAACCAAGGCGGAGGAAGCGCUUCACGUUAUUUCAAGACUACUCAAGGGCGACGCAUAAAGAAGUUAACUGUAUACGCGGAUUACUAGGUUCAAAAAUAAAAAAAAGUGCAAUACAAUGAUAUGA
This is a messenger RNA of Dermacentor albipictus, 1569 nucleotides long. Its product is annotated as lysosomal protective protein-like. Gene Ontology annotation, biological process: proteolysis. The record is from RefSeq and is a predicted model, not a curated record. Gene Ontology annotation, molecular function: serine-type carboxypeptidase activity. NCBI's taxonomy places the organism in Eukaryota, Metazoa, Arthropoda, Arachnida, Ixodida, Ixodidae.